AUGCCCUCGCUCUCUACAGCUCGUAUGGUCAGCCAUCUCAAGUCGCUGUUCGCUCGCCAUGGCAUCCCUGACUCUCUAACGACCGACAACGGACCGCAAUUCACCAGUGCUGAAUUUGCUCAGUUCACAUCCAUCUAUGGCGUCCGCCACGUCACCAGUAGCCCUCUCUAUCCGCAAGCCAAUGGCAUGGCCGAGCGUGCUGUUUGCACGGUCAAGAGUUUGUUCCGUCAGGGCACUGAUUGGCACCUCGCACUACUCGCGUACCGCAAUACUCCCUUGGAGCAUGGAAAGAGUCCAGCCCAGCUUCUGAUGAACCGCCAGCUGCAGUCACUUUUACCUCUCUCUCCAACACAGCGACAGUCGCAUCUAGUCGAUCAGAGCGACCUGCGUGCCGCGGAUCAGCGCUUAAAGGAUCGCCAAAGCGCCAACCAUGCCAGUCGCCAUGCAGCCCGGACACUGCCGUCUCUGUGUCCCCAACAGCCUGUGUAUCUACCUGAUCAUGCAGAGUCUGGCCACGUGAUGAGCCAACCAGCCUUGGGCUCCUACAUCGUAGCAACCCCAUCGGGCCAGUUAAGACGCAACUGGCGGCACAUUGUCCCAAUGCCAACACCGCAACAGUUGCCGCCUGCUGGUCACUCCGCCGCUACUACUGUAACAGGUAGCCGAGUGGUGUGUAUGCGUAUCUAG
Molecule: messenger RNA, 687 nt
Organism: Sycon ciliatum
Lineage: Eukaryota; Metazoa; Porifera; Calcarea; Leucosolenida; Sycettidae
Exons: 3
Coding region: 1-687 (228 amino acids)
Biological process (GO): DNA integration
Molecular function (GO): nucleic acid binding
Source: RefSeq, a predicted model, not a curated record